Pimephales promelas (fathead minnow) is the source of this 1445-nucleotide messenger RNA. NCBI's taxonomy places the organism in Eukaryota, Metazoa, Chordata, Actinopteri, Cypriniformes, Leuciscidae. The record is from RefSeq and is a predicted model, not a curated record.
CUUUUUUCCUGUGCAUAUACGAGUACAUCAAGACUUUAAUUGACUUUGUCUUGUCCCUUGUUGAUAGUGUAUUUUAAUGUGCUUGUGUCUAUGUCUUUAUCAGUGGAUGGAAAAUGGCAAACUACACUGUGAAUAAUGUAGACAGCUUCAUCAUCACUGGAUUUGAUCACCUGCAGAACCAAAAGCUCCUCGGAUUCCUCGUCUUAAUAACCUACAUGCUCAUAUUGCUUGGGAACGGCAUCAAUCUGUGUAUCAUCUUGACUGACAGACAUUUACAUAAACCAAUGUACAUAUUAAUCUGUAAUCUAGCCGUUGUUGACAUAAUGUACUCCUCUACCUGCAGCACAACCAUGAUCUCAGUGCUGCUGGCUGAGAUUAAAACUGUGUCAUACUACUCGUGUAUCUCAAGGACAUACUUCUAUCAUCUUGGUGAUUACACAGAGUGCAUGGCUCUGACAUUAAUGGCAAUUGACCGACUUAUUGCGAUUAGUCUACCAUUAAGGUAUCACAGCAUUGUAACAAAUUCUCGAACCCUUCUGCUUAUUUUUGUGAUCUGGAUCAGUGGUUUUGUUGUACUAGGUUUUGUGAUAUCAGUGUUAGACAGUGUCCCAUACUGUCAGCCUGUUAUCAGAUAUGUCUUUUGUGAAUAUGCUGCCAUGAUUAGAGCUGCUUGUGUGAAUCCUGAACCAUAUUUUUUCUUACCUGCAAUGUUAAGUCUGUGGCCAAUGUGUGGACAAUUUCCCUUUAUAAUGUGCACUUAUGCUGUGUUGGCAUAUAAUGUGACCAAACUCUCCAACAACUCAAACAGAAAGCAAAUGAUCAACACUUGUUUGAGUCACCUCAUUGUUCUGCUCAGUUUUUAUGCACCAAAGCUAGUCUCAGCGUUACUAACUCGAAUAGGAGUUGUGCUUACUUUAACAGAGCGAAACGCAAUUUUGAUUGUAGCCUCUCUUGUUCCUCCCUUGAUAAAUCCCAUGGUUUAUUGCACCAGGACUAAGGAGAUCAGGAAACGAUUAGCACAUAUAUUUCUGCACAACAAAAUAGUACCAAAUCAUUUAAAGUCAAUAUCAAAAGCUUUAUCAUCUUAAUUGUGAUUGUAAUGAUGUUGCUAUUGGUUGUUUUGAUAAUGUGUUUUGUGAUGCUGUUGCUUUUGCUUGUGUUAGAUAAGACAAAUCAUAGACAUGCUGAUGUUGAAUUGUUUGUUUUCAAAUAAAGUAAAUGAAAAAUAGGGAAAAUAUUUGGAGCUCUGAUUAUUUUUUAAAUGACAGUAUUGGCAGAAAUUUAAAAUUAAAUUUUAAACAGAAAGACUUUCUAUGAAUUGACAAAGAGUUUUUAAACAAAACUGUUUAUAGAUGCAUUGUAUAUCCCAUCUUUGUAUGUGAAGCAUGAAUAAUCCUAUGUAUGUGUAGCAUUAAUAAUAACAAUAAUCAUAAUAAACAAAAUUC